Molecule: messenger RNA, 2125 nt
Organism: Galdieria sulphuraria
Lineage: Eukaryota; Rhodophyta; Bangiophyceae; Galdieriales; Galdieriaceae
Product: ubiquitin carboxyl-terminal hydrolase 2/33
Exons: 10
Coding region: 2-2014 (670 amino acids)
Biological process (GO): protein deubiquitination
Molecular function (GO): cysteine-type deubiquitinase activity
Source: RefSeq, a predicted model, not a curated record
GAUGGUGUUGGGAACCCAUCAAAGACCACCUAAACAGGAGAGCUUGGAGAAGGUAACUCUUGAUAAAAACACGGAUACCCUAUCUUCCACUUUCUCUGCUUCGGAAAGACCAACUUGUAUACCAAGGAUGGGUCUAAGAGGUCUUUUCAACUCGGGAAAUACUUGUUACUGUAAUGCAGCUUUGCAGGCUUGUCUCUUACACAAUCCCGCUACGUUACUGUACGCACUAGAGUGCAAGGCGUUCUAUAAGGAUCUUCUGAAGCACGCUUGCAAUAGAGGUAAGAUCAGCAAGAAUAAAGAAAAUUUCUUUUUGCCUAUGAUGGGGACAAUGAACUUGUUACAGAAAUUUGCUACAACAGAAGUAGCUCCGUUAUACCCAAGAGAGUUGCUUGUAUCGGUUCGCUCCAACAAUGUAGAGUUUGCUGGUGGUGUGCAACAUGAUUCCUCUUUGUUUCUCAAGUAUCUUUUGGAAUGUUUGCAUGAAUCUACCAAGCAACUAUUAUCAGACCCUAGAGAAAGAAUUGAACAGUUAGAGGGUCAAAGAGAAGACGAUAGUGAUGAAGAAGAGUGGAUGACCGAAGAGGAGAAGCAGGCUUGUCCUUUAUGGAGUCCGCCUACCGAUUAUUAUGAAAGAGAAGUUUCAUUUGUAUCGGAAAUCUUUCGAGGGAGAUUAUUGAAUGAAGUAAGUUGUCAUGGCUGUGGUCAUGUUUCUCGAAGAAGAGAAUUAUUCUGGGACCUUGCAGUAGAAGUACCCUAUGGAAAGCGUUCGAUUCAUCAUUUUCAGAAUGCAGCUACUCAAUUUCGAAAUGACCAAAGUUUUGAUAGUACUGAAUAUUGUGCUUCAGAAUCACAUAGGAUUGUUCCCCGAAAGCGAGCCAAUUCGAGUUUAGGUAUCAGCUUCGGUAACAGCAAUAACCAUUUCAGUCGUGUGGAUAGUUUUAGCAAUAGUCAAUGGCUUGGUUGGCUCUUAAGUCCUUUUCGGGAUACUAUUGACUUGAGAACCAUUUUGUGUCAUUUCUUUGUUCCGGAAGAUAUUGUCAAGUCCGAAUACAAGUGUGCAAAAUGUCGCAAGUCUCAACAGAUAAUCUCUCGAAAGAGUUCUUUAAUAGAACUUCCGGAAACUUUGAUUAUUACUUUGAAGCGUUUUCGAUAUGAAGGAAAUCGAGGUUUUAAAGUUAGUACUCAUGUGCAAUUCCCAUUGGAUGAUUUAGAUCUUGGAAAGUUUUUGGCGGUGGAUGCAGUUUAUGAAAAAAAGAAUCGUUCAACACGAUAUUAUCUCGGAGGUGUAGUGUGCCACAAAGGCUCUUUAUUUAGUGGUCAUUAUAUUGCUUAUGUGAAACUUCCUCCUGUAUCACCAGCAACUUUAUCACAUUGGUAUGAAUUUGAUGAUGCUUGUGUUCGACAAAUUUCUGCUAAUGAAGUACAAAAUGCUUCCUCGCAAGCGUAUGUAUUGGUAUAUUAUAAAUAUUCAUUAGAAACGACCGAACAAGUAAGAACAAAAUGGAAGUUGAAUUUUCCGACUAUUUUAUCAUCUUCAUUGCGUUGUAUAUUGGAUCCCAAUGAAAGUUCAUUAGAUAAUACUACAUUUCAAUAUCUUGUAUCUAGACUUUGGAUUUGGCGUUUAUCUAGUUUUAGUCAUCCUAGUUCCAUAAGUAAUGCAGUGGAUUUAUUAUGUCCUCAUUCACAUAUAUCUAAUGAACAAGUAUGGAAAGACAAAUGUUACAGAGUGGAAGAGUCCUUAUGGAAGGAAUUGUACUCUUGUUUUGGUGGUGGUCCUUGUCUUUUAUUGGACAAUGUGACUAUUGGCUGUGAUGAAUGUUUAUGUAGAUUACGUCACUUAGAACAACGUAGAAAGGAAGAAAAGGAGACAGUGGAGAAUUGGAGUCAGUGGGAGGAUAACGGCAUUUGGUAUUUGAUAGAUGCUCAAUGGUUCAAUCAAUGGCAACAAUUUUGUAUGGGAUAUGAAAUAGAACCACCGGGACCCAUAACAAAUGGAAGGAUUAUAAAGGAGUGAAUGCUGCAGUUUGGAACUUUUUGCAACAAAGAUACGGUGGUUAUCCCGAAAUUAAACGACAUAAAGUGGAUAUCUAUUCUAGUGCUGUGACAUAAAGUCAAUCUUUUCUAU